Messenger RNA from Vigna unguiculata (cowpea), 682 nucleotides. RefSeq lists its product as uncharacterized. The record is from RefSeq and is a predicted model, not a curated record. Lineage: Eukaryota; Viridiplantae; Streptophyta; Magnoliopsida; Fabales; Fabaceae.
CAGUAUUUCACCUAUUGUGUCGGUGGAAAUAUCAAUGCAAUGCAGUUUAGAGUUAAAAGAAAACUACCCCUAAACCCAAAAGCAUUUCUCUGAGAAAGGUGCCAUUUUUUUUUUGUUUUUCUCAAUCUCAACCAUGGAAACACAGAAGACGGUGAUGGGUUUGAUUCUUUUGCUUUUUGUUUUGGGUGUGAGUGCUUGGACUGGUGAAAUCCAUGGAAGAGUUGUUUGUGAUGUUUGUGGAGAUUCUUCUCUUGGACCUGAAGAUCAUGUGGUUGAAGGUGCUGAGGUUGUUGUUCUUUGCAUUACCAGGUCUGGAGAAGUUCUAAACUAUCAGGCAUUCACAGAUGCCAAGGGGAUAUACACAGUGGCCGAGACAAUGCCGGAGAGUGAUCGUUGGGACGCGUGUCUAGCUCGACCGAUCAGUAGUUUCCAUGAACAAUGCACUCAACUUGGUGAGGGCAACUUGGGAGUCAAAUUCAGCUACAAUCACCCAUCAGGAUAUUCACACAAUGUCAGGACCUUUGUGUAUCGAUCCACCAAAGUUCCAACUUACUGCAUAUGAUAUAUGUAUGGUCUUGCUCUGAAUCUAUGAGUGCUUGUGCUUUGGUUGAACUAGUUCAAAACUGAUGAUCAUAUGAACAUAUUCUUUUUAUACUAUACAUGUAGGUGAAGUUGUGUUCCA